Cadophora gregata is the source of this 962-nucleotide messenger RNA. RefSeq lists its product as uncharacterized. The transcript is spliced from 2 exons. Lineage: Eukaryota; Fungi; Ascomycota; Leotiomycetes; Helotiales; Ploettnerulaceae. Bases 106 to 630 code for a protein of 174 amino acids. The record is from RefSeq and is a predicted model, not a curated record.
CAGUAACCGAACAGACAUGUCCACAAAUCACAAAAUAAGAAAAGCUAUGCGCGAUCUGCGGAUGCUACGGGCUCCGCUGUACGUGUGACCUCGCUGCUUGCACGAAUGAUCAUUUGGCUCGCAGAGUCGCUAACAAAAGGAAUGUCCUUGUUCUCACGCUGUGCCCCGCUUCUAGAUCUCUACCUCACAACCUCCUCGAAGAACACCAACUCUUAUUGUCGACAACAGAUUAUGUGCGGCGUUGGAGUGGUUGUAUACACCGCCGUUAAAGAUAGCGGUUGUGUCCUUGCUAAUACUAGAGGUGAUCAAGGCCUUUCCACCUGGGUGGUCCUUAAUGAAAUCGGAGAUAUUAUGAACAAUACUAGCAACUGCAAUAAGAGCACGACCGUUCUUGGCUUCGGUUUGGUAAUCAUCCCAGUUAAUAAUUGGCAAUUGCUUAAGAGGAGUACCCUAGUCGAGAGUCUGCUUCUUCUGAUUAAGCUUCUUCUGUAUCUGCUGAAGACGGCCCUUCUCGAUCUCGUUCUGCUUGAAUUGCUUGAGAUCAUAGGCGAGGCCGAGCUUCUUCUAGAUCUAGAUAGACUACUUCGUUGGGUUAUAUUGAUACUAUUCGAUAGAAUUGCGGUAAUCUAAAGGGAACUCGUGGUGGAAGUUAUGGUAACCCUCACCUAAAGUGAUAAGAGCGGUGAAGAUGUGGUCGCGAGGAGAGUUGCGGUUAUCAAAUGGCUGGUCACCGAGCUAGUGAGCCAAUGAGUUGAUAUAGAAAGUGGCUUGUUGGACGAAGAAGAUUCGUACAAUGCUAGCGUAGAUGAACCUACCCAUCCAGUCUCCCCAACUAAGGCCGGUCACGAGGCAAGGUAAUAUCAUGCCUAUGAAGAUAACAGUCUUGAUGUAGUUGCGAUGCUGCCAAACAACGACCGGAUUAUCGUUCAAGUCGGAGAUAUCGGUGCGACUAAUGCGCUUCG